ACACUGAAGCUCAAUUUUAAAAGAUAAGUCCUAAGAAGCGAGGCAAGAUGGCGGAAGAAGGCGGCGUUACCGUUUGCGUGAGAGUGCGGCCACUUAUUGCAAGAGAAAAUGAAGACCUUGAUGAAAAAGGACAGGUUUCAUGGAAAAGUGAAGACUGCACUGUAUCACAAAUAGAUGGAACCAGGUCAUUUGUCUUUGAUCGUGUGUUCCACUCUAACAACAGUACAAAGGAAGUCUACCAAGGUGUGACUGCUCCUAUUAUCAAGUCGGCAGUUCAAGGAUACAAUGGGACUAUUUUUGCUUACGGUCAGACAGCUUCAGGCAAAACGCACACAAUAUUGGGUACCAAAGAUGGUCCAGGUAUCUUACCCAUGGCAAUUAAUGAUGUCUUCAAUACCAUCUGCAGUAUUCCAGAUAGGGAAUUCCUGCUCCGUAUAUCAUACAUGGAAAUUCAUAAUGAAACUAUACAAGACUUGCUAUGCAGUAACAUUAGGAAAAAGAAGUCAUUGGUUGUUCGUGAAGACAUCAAUAGGACAAUCUAUGUUGAAGAUCUGAAUGAAGAAGUAGUGGUUUCUCCAGAAGAGGUUAUGAGCUGGCUGAAGAAAGGAGAAAAAAACAGGCACUAUGGUGAGACAAAAAUGAAUGAAAAAAGCAGCCGUUCUCAUACAAUUUUUAGAAUGAUCAUUGAAAGUAAAGAAAAGCAUACUUCUGGCUCAAGCUAUGAAGGAGCUGUAAUGGUUUCUCAUUUGAAUUUUGUAGAUCUGGGAGGAAGUGAAAGAGCCAGCCAAACAGGAGCUGAAGGGAUUCGAUUUAAAGAAGGGUGUAAUAUUAACCGGAGCCUCUUCAUCUUGGGCCAAGUUAUCAAGAAACUUUGUGAUGAUCAGUCUGGAGGUUUCAUCAACUACAGGGACAGUAAGCUAACAAGAAUUCUCCAGAACUCCUUGGGUGGAAAUGCCAAGACUGUUAUCAUAUGUACAAUUACACCAGCAUCUUUGGAAGAAACUCUUAGCACGCUCCAGUUUGCUAGUACAGCUAAAAAAAUGAAGAAUACCCCGAAAGUCAAUGAAGUUCUUGAUGACGAGGCUCUUCUAAAGAGAUACCGUAACGAAAUAGAAGAUUUGAAACGCCAACUGGAAGAAGUUUCAUCUCAUUCUCAUACCAAAGAUCAGUUAGCACAACUCUUGGAAGAGAAGAAUUCUGUUCAGAAAGAGCAACAAGACAGGAUAAGAGCACUCACAGAGAUGUUGGUGACUUCAUCCUCUUUUUUGCGAGAACGGGAGCUAAAGGCUAAAAAGAAGAGGCGUGUGACCUGGGCCCCUGGGCCUGUAAGCCAAGAUGGCGGAAUGCCUUUCUUAGAAGACUUUCCUGCAAGAGCUAAACGCUUUAAAGGUUCUCUAUCUUGUGUCACAGAGAUGGAAGAAUCUGUCUCCUCGGAAUUCUCAGAAUAUGAUGAUCAAUGCAUGACAGCCAGUGUUAUAAUGCCUGAGGAAGAAUGGAUCCCAGGAUCCGAAAUAAACUUUACUUCUAAAGACUUUGCCGAGUCGGUUCAGCUUUGCCAAAGCCUCUUGGAAGAAAGGGAUAAUGCCGUCACUGAACAGCAAACCAUAAAAUCAAAAUUUGAUAGUGUGUGCUUGGAGAAAGAACAGCUGACCUUAGAACUCUCAGAGCUGCGUGAAAAAAUCUCAACCCAUGAGUUUGUGGCCCUUGAGAAAGUGGUUUCUGAAGAGCAGGAGAUGCAACUAAUGCAUGAAAUUACCAACUUAAAGGCUAUAAUUUCAAAUGCAGAAAUAUACAAUCAAGACCUUCAGCAAGAAAUAAACUCAAAAGACAUGCAGUGCAAGGAACAAGAGGAAAGAAUCUCAGCAUUGGAAGAGCACAAUAAGAAACUUAAAAGUCUUGUAGAAGAGUUUAAAAAAGACAAAAAUGAAACAACCAUUUUAGUACAAACUCCAAGGAAAAACCGGGACGAAGUGCAAGAGUUAAAGCAAUCUCUCAGAGAUGCUGAAAAUGUUGCCCUGGAUGCCAAGAAAGAAUCUGCAUUCCUCCGAAGUGAAAAUCUAACACUGAAAGAAAAAAUGAAUCAGCUCUCAGAGACUUACAAUCAAAUGGAAAAAGAUCUUGGAAACUACAAAACCCAAUUAGAAGCCGGAAAAGUCACCUAUAAAAAAAUGCAGUCUGAUCUCCAGAAAGAACUACAAUAUUACUUGCAAGAAAAUGCAAAGCUGACAUCUUCGGUGGAAGUUAACAAUUCAAAAGACUUGCUACCAUAUAUGGAGUUGGAAGGGAAAAUGGAGGAUUUAAAAAAUGAGCUGAAUAAAGCUUUGGAAGAGAACGUGAGUUUAAAGGAAAAGUUGACUGAUUUAUCAGAAGCAAACUCUGGAUCAGAUCUUGAAAUCUUACACAAAGAGAUUGUUGAAAAAAAUGAAACAAUUGCUCUGCUGAUCUCAGAAAAAGAAAUGUUGCUGUCUCAAGUUUGUGAAAAAGAGAGAAUGGUUCAUGAAGCAACUCAAGCACUAUCAUCCAAAAUGGAUUUAGCAAAUGAUGAAAUGAUAAGAGGAAACACCGUAGCUUUUGAAGAACUCAGACAGUCGUGUGAUAGAUUGGAGGAGAAAUCCUUGGUUGUGGCUGAAGAAGACAACUCUACGAAAACAGAAAUAGAUUCCUGUUCCAAUGGAAGUCUCAAUACGUCCAUCAGUUAUAAUACCCAAGAGCAAUCUAGCAAAACUGAAGAAUUACAGAAGAAGGACUUGGAGCAAGAGGAGCUGCUCACACUUAAAGAACAACUGGAUGAAGCUCAUCAAAAGCUGAGUGAAAUGGAAGAGCUCAAAGAUCAGUUGAAGGUUUGGGAGUCUAAAAUGGAAGCCGAGGAAGCACAAAAGUCAGACAUCAUAGAAAGACUUCAGGAAGAUCAAGAAAAAAUAAGAACCUUGACCCAAGAAAGAAGUGACUUCAAACAAAAAUAUGAAGCCCUUGAGAAGGAGAGAGAUCAGCUCAAAGAAGAUAUACAAGAUACCAUCUCGAUGAAUAUUGAAGCCCAGGAGGGGUUCAGGAAUGCCCAGAAUUCUUUGAAGCAGUGUCAGAAGCGCAUUAAAGAACUUGAAGAAACCAUUUCAGAGAAAGACAAACAGAUUUCAAGAGUUCAGGAAACUUUAGAGGUCACAAUUGAUGAUCAAAAACAACAGCUACAAACAAAGUCUUUUGACCCGCAGCAAUUGCUCCAGAUGAAUCAGAAUGCAGAAAAUUUUGAUGACGCAGAGCAGCUCAAAAUUAGUCUUGAGUCUCAAGUGGAAGUCCUACAGAAGGAGAAUGCCGAGCUGGUUCAGAAGCUUCACAGCACUGAAGAAGAUAUCAAAUGUAUCAGCCAAGAAAAAGAGCAUCUGAGAACAGAGAUCCAACACCUAGAAAACAACUCCCUCGAGCUGCAGCAACUGCUCUGCCUGAAAGAAGAGGAGAGUCAGCAGAAAGUAGAGAACAUGAAGGAUGCACAGCUGGACAGUAUCUCUGAGUCCCAAAUGGAAGCCCUGCAGAAGGAGAAAACUGAGCUGGUUCAGAAGCUUCAGAGCACUGAAGAAAAUGUCAAAUGCAUCAGCCAAGAAAAAGAGCAUCUGAGAACAGAGGUAAAGGUUCUUCAAGCUGAGAAGGAUACCAUGACUCAAACUGUCCACCAUCUAGGUGAGACUCUAGAGAAGCUGGUUCCAAUGAAUUUGGAACUGCAGGAACAAUUGAGGGAGGCUAAUAAUUCUCUCAGAGAACAUAAGGAAAUGGUAGAAGAACUGAAAGGAAAAACCAUAGCCAUAGAUUCUCAGACUUCAAAAAUUGACGAGGAAUUGAAACAAAAGGCUGAGGAUACUCAGUUAGAACUGGAGAAAUUGUUAGCAUAUGUAAAAUUGCAAGAAGAUGAGGUUCAUACACAGAAGAAUUUAGUUUUUGAGAAACAACAAAUGUUUGAGAAACUUGAAGAGGAAUUUAAAGAAGAAACAAAAAAACUAAAAGAAAAGGCUGAGGAUAGUCAAUUAGAACUGGAAAAAUUGUUAGCAUUUGUAAAAUUGCAAGAAGAUGAGGUUAAUACACAGAAGAAUUUAGUUCUUGAAAAACAACAAAUGUUUCAGAAACUUGAAGAGGAAUUUAAAGAAGAAACAAAAAAACUAAAAGAAAAGAUCCAACACCUAGAAAACAAUUCCCUUGAGCUGCAGCAACUGCUCUGCCUGAAAGAAGAUGAGAGUCAGCAGAAAGUAGAGAACAUGAAGGAUGCAAAACAGCUGGACAGUAUCUCUGAGUCCCAAAUGGAAGCCCUGCAGAAGGAGAAAACUGAGCUGGUUCAGAAACUUCAGAGCACUGAAGAAAACAUCAAAUACAUCAGCCAAGAAAAAGAGCAUCUGAGAACAGAAAUGAAGGUCCUUCAAACCGAGAAGGAUAACAUGAUUCAAACUGUCCACCGUCUGAGUGAGACUAUAGAGAGGCUUGUUCCAGUGAAUUUGGAACUGCAGCAAGAACUGAGGGAGGCUAAUAAUUCUCUCAGAGAACAUGAGGAAAUGGUAAAAGAACUAAAAGAAAAAAUCGUAACUACAGAUUUUCAGACUUUGAAGAUUCAUGAGGAGCUGAAGAAAAAGAGUGAGCAUAGUCAACUUGAACUGGAGAAAUUGUUGAUGUAUGUAAAAUCACAAGAAGAUGAAAUAAAUAUCCAGAAGAAUUUGGUUCUUGAGAAACAACAGAUGUUUCAGAAAUUUGAAGAGGAGAUUAAAGAAGAAACAAAGCACUUGAAAGAAAAAAUAAUAAAAUCAAAUGAAGAGGUAAGCAGCCUUACUGAGGAAAAGAAACAAUUGACAGCAGAAUUGAGGGAACAGGAGAAAUGUGUCCAACAGCUACAGAAAGAGAAGGCCUUGCUUCAAAAAGAGAGAGAGGACCUUCAGCAGGUUAUGCAGAACAUUGGAGAAGAAACACAAAGCCAACUUCAGGAGACCUUAUCUGAAAAAGCUGCAAAGAUAAUAAAAUCAAAUGAAGAGAUAAGCAGCCUUACUGAGGAAAAGAAACAAUUGACAGCUGAACUGAGGGAACAGGAGAAAUGUGUCCAACAGGUACUGAAAGAGAAGGCCUUGCUUCAGAAAGAGAGAGAUGACCUUCAGCAGCUUAUGCAGAACAUUGGAGAAGAAACACAAAGCCAACUUCAGGAGACCUUAGCUGAAAAUGCUGCAAAGAUAAUAAAAUUAAAUGAAGAGGCAAACAGCCUUACUGAGGAAAAGAAACAAUUGACAGCAGAAUUGAGAGAGCAGGAGAAAUGUGUCCAACAGCUACUGAAAGAGAAGGCCUUGCUUCAAAAAGAAAGAGAUGACCUUCAGCAGGUUAUGCAGAACAUUGGAAAAGAAACCGAAAGCCAACUUCAGGAGACCUUAUCUGAAAACGCUGCGAAGGAUUCUGAAAUGAAUGUCAAACAAAAGAUGCAAGACUGCUUUGAAAUCUUGGAGGCAAAAAUAUUCAGAAUAAUGGAGGCUCUGAAGAAAUUUCCAGAGCUGGAAAAAAGAUCUGAAUAUUUCAUAAACAUCUCUCUUCAGAUCAAGAAUCAGUUUGAUAGCAAGAAAGCUCUAAUAGCUAAGUGGCUUCCUGGCAUUUCUCUCCAGGAAGCCAAUAACAUCAAAAGGCUUCAGAUAGAAACUGAGCGUAUGAGCAACAGCCUCUAUAGCCUGUUGAACAAACUCCAGUACUUUUUUACCUGCUUGUGCGACAAAAGAAAGGAAUACUACACAAAUGUCAGCAAGUACACAAGGGAGCUGCUUGAUGAGCGAAGAAAUCAACAUGCACUGCUAAUGCAAAUUCAGCAACUCGGAAAGCAUCACAUGGCACAGCAGGGAGCUGGAUCACGGCAGUCUGGUAUCUCAGAACUGAUACAGAGCUUGGAUGGUCUCACAAAGCAAAUUUCAAAAGAAGUUUCUGAAAUGGAAGAAGAACUCGGUAGCACAGAGGUUACGUUACAAGAGUUGGAAUGUGAGAACAUAAAGAUGGAACGGUAUUUGGAACGGUGCUCAGAUUAUUUUGAUUUGCAAGGCUUUGAGGCAACAAUAAAGCAAAAUAUUGAAAAGUUUCGGUCCAUUAAUCAAUUGCUACAGCCCAAAGCUCAGCCCUAUUUUCAAGCUAGAUCGGCGCUGGAAGCCAUAAACGCCAACUACUGCAAAGAGAUUGAUGCUACUCUGAAGGCAUGUAGAGAAGAAACAAAGGAACUGAUUCUACAGUUAGAUAUGUUAAAGAAAGAGCAAAAAUCCUGUGCUGUUCCUAAUAUGGCACUAGAAGAAGAAAACCAUAAGCUAGAGUAUAAACUGAAAGCAACAGAACAAGAUACAAAGAAUCUACAGUUGAAAAUACAAGAACUAGAAAGCAUAAUAAAUGAAAGAAGUAAAAAUCUCCAAGAAAAAGAGAAAACAAUAGCCACACUACAAAUGAAACUUAAAGUGAGAGGUUCCAGGAGUGAAGUCAUCAAGCUUCAAGCUGCAUUAGAGGAAAAGGAAAAUUGCUUAAGAAAUGCAUUAAGUGAGAGAGAAACACUCAAGGCCCAGGUGGAUAAAGGUGUUGGAUUAUAUAAGGAAGAAAUUGAAGACCUGAGAACUCAGCUUGCUAAAGCUGAUAUGGCAAGAAUGAAGCAAUCCAAAUUGUUUGAUCAAGAAAUGGCAAAUGCCAAAGCUCUGGCAGAUCAUCGGGAACAGCAGUUAAGAAAGUUGAAGGAAGAACUUCGUAAAGCACAACAAGAACAGGAUGUAACAGUGAUGUCAAAUAAAGACCUUCCUCAGCCAUUUCUACCAAUUACUUGUGGUGGCGGUAGUGGAAUCGUACAGAAUACCCAUAUACUAGUGUUAAAAUCUGAGCAUGCAAAGCUGGAAAAGGAAUACGCUCAACUCAAGAAAGAACAUGAGCUACUGUUGACAAACGACCUUUUCUUGAAAGAAGAAAUCAAGAAAUGGAAGGAGCGAGCUGUGAAGAGGAGGGAGCGUGCCUUGGGAGAUACAGCUGGAGAUCAUAAAAUAAAAUCUCCAAGGAAAGCGCCCGCCUCCUCUCUUUCGGCAUUGCCAGCCUCUCCCUGCAAGGAGCGCUCCAUGCAGCCAAUUUUGCCUUUGGAUACGCCACAGUUGAUGCCGUCGAACACCCAAUCAAGUUUCUUUGAUAACUCAUGCUUAGGUAUUACUGCAAACACAAAAUCUGGCAGAACAGAAUCCGAAGAAAACAACAUUAGGAACUGGCUUUCAUCAGAAGAUAGAGGAGAUGUUUCUAAUUGCAAGACUCAGUAACAGUCAGAUUCUUUCAUAGAUGAUGGACAAGACUGACAGAGGCCACUUCAUUUUUCCUUUUCUGGCAAGAUGAAACUGAUGCUCUUUGAACAUACUUUCCAUCAUACCCAUAUGUAUUUCUUACUCUUGUUUAGUAUAUCUCCAUUAGAAAAUUUAUUUUGUAUUUUUUAACGUAUUUUUUUAUUUUUAAAUGUAUAAAUAAAAUUAAAACUCGGA
This is a messenger RNA of Pantherophis guttatus, 7487 nucleotides long. RefSeq names its product centromere protein E (gene CENPE). Gene Ontology annotation, biological process: mitotic cell cycle; microtubule-based movement. Lineage: Eukaryota; Metazoa; Chordata; Lepidosauria; Squamata; Colubridae. Gene Ontology annotation, cellular component: microtubule. Gene Ontology annotation, molecular function: ATP binding; microtubule binding; microtubule motor activity. The record is from RefSeq and is a predicted model, not a curated record.